AUGCAACUUGAGUGUUUAGAACUCGCUGGUUGUACACUUGAUCGGUACAUAAGUGCCGAUAAUUCCCGCCCUUCGUUUUUAGAGAUAACUGGCAUAGCCGCCCAAGGUACUCCAACAUGCAGUGGUUUAAAUGCCGGGGAUUACAGAAAUUUAUCAGCAUUGCUCAACCAUCCGAACUUAUCGCAAUUGAAGAUAUUAAAUAAAGUGCCACUUCCUCCUGAAAUCAUGGAACACUUUGCUCAUAUGCAAUGCCAUUGUCUAAUGGGAGUAUUCCCAGAAAUCAGUCGAGUGUGGCUAGCAAUAGAUAGUAAUAUAUAUGUGUGGGCCUUCGAACACGGUAGUGAUGUGGCCUACUUUGAUGGGCUCGGUGAAACCAUUGUCAGCGUUGGGCUAGUUAAACCUAAGCCUGGUGUAUUCCAGAGUUUUGUUAGAUAUUUAUUAGUCUUAACAACUACAGUCGAAAUAGUGGUAAUAGGGGUCACAUUUUCAAAUAGCAAACAAGAUGGAACAGCAGAGUUUGAAGAAAUACAUCUAGUUCCAGAACCAGUUUUUGUUUUACCCACAGAUGGUGUGUCUAUGCUGUGUGUCAAAUCAAAUUCAAAGGGUCGAAUAUUUAUGGGUGGCAAAGAUGGUUGUUUAUAUGAAAUAACAUAUCAGGCACAAUUAGGGUGGUUUGGGAAGCAUUGUAAGAAAGUCAAUCAUUCUACAAGUGCCUUAUCAUUUUUGGUUCCUUCAUUUCUAAAUGCUGCUUUAUAUGAUGAAGACCCAAUAGUUAAGAUUGAAGUUGAUAAUUCACGGCAUAUAUUAUACACAUUAAGUGAGAAGGGUUGUAUAGAAGUAUUUGAUUUAGGGAAUGAUGGUGAAGACUUAAGUAAGGUGGUAAGAUUGUCUCAAGGGAAAAUUGUAUCACUGGCAGUAGACAUUGUAAAGACACUAGAAGCAAAUAAUUUCAAACCAGUUAUUUCUAUAUCAGCUGUUGAAGAAUCGGAAUCAGAUCAUCUUAAUCUAGUUGCUGUUACUCAAACUGGGGCAAGACUGUAUUUCAGUACAGGAUGUGGAGAUGCAAAUCAAGGAGCAUCUCAAAGACCUCAGUACUUAACAUUGCUGCAUGUGAGACUACCUCCUGGCUUCACACCUAACUCUUCAGUCCUAAAACCUAAACAAGUGCAUAAUGCUGUUUAUGAUAACGGUACUCUGGUGAUGGUGUGCUCGGCGGGCGGCGGCGAGGCGGAGUCGCUGUGGUGCCUGUCGCGCGCGCUGCCCGGCGCCGGCUUCAGCGAGGCGCACACCGCGCUGGCGCUGGACGGGCCCGCCUGGGCGCUCACCGCGCUGCCGCCGGCCAGCGACCUGCUCUCUCCGCCACUCCGCGCUAAGAAAGAGGUGUGGUCGUCGUCCCGCUGGGCGGUGGUGAGCGCGUGGGGCGCGGCGCUGCUGGCGGCGGGCGCGGCGCCCGACCUGCUGCGGACACUGCUGCGGGACUGCCGCGGCCCUGAAGCACAACCCGUCAAGGACAUGUUCCAGCUCCACGGUGCAGACCAAGCCUGUGCCUGCGCCCUGUACUUGGCCUGUGAGGAUGCAACAAGUGGGGAUUUGUCGAUCAGUGAGUGGGCCGCCAGAGCGUUCUUUCUCUAUGGGAGUCAGGUUGCCCCGGCGCCCUAUUUCCCUCAAACUUCGCAAUUACCUUCUAUGAUAGGUUCCCCUAAAUUCUCGCCGCGUCAAGUGUCAACACCAAUGUCGAGACCCCAAGAUCAACUGAGACAGUUAAAUCAGUCUUACCAGCAAGCACAAAUAAACCAAUCCAUGGGAAUGCAGAACCAAUCUUUAAUGCCACAAUCAUUCCAACAAACCAUGAUGAGUCCAGCACCAUUCAAUCAGACAUCUUUCAUGGGUAAUGUUACACAACAGGGCAGAGACAAUUUCCCCAUACAAGUUGAAUUCAGUGCAAAGCAUAAUGGCUUAUAUAUCUAUGUGGGAAGAAUUCUCAGCCCAAUUUGGAACUUGAAGUGUGUAACCAAAUCACUGACACCAGAUAAUAAAGAAUUUAUGUCAAGUAAGGUGACAGGUGAAGAUUGCUCAUACAUAGUGAAGAAAUUGCAACGUGUAGCUGCGUUCAUACAACGUAUAGUGGCCCCUCCACAUUCUGAGGAACAAGCUUCAUUACACGCGCUGAAACUUUUUAUCACAAUGGCAAUAGAAAUGCUGAGUCUAUGGAAAGUUCUCUGUGAGCAUCAGUUUCACAUGAUCGCAGCGAGUCUUCCUCCUGAACAGCAAAGUGCAUUACAAGCUGCUAGUUUUCGUGAAUUGCUAGUGGGUGGGCAGGAAGUUGCGUGCUUGUUACUUGGAUCUCUCGUUGUUGGAUAUUUAAAAGACAAUGCCUCUGUCGACGGUAUUUCUCAGAAACUUAGACAAUUGUGCCCAACAUUAUAUCGCCAAGAAGAUGCUACGUGUUCUAAAGCAAACGAAUUGUUAAUAUUUGCGAAACAACAGAAAAAUCCUGCCGAGCGCGAAGAGAUGCUUCAACAAGCUCUUAAACUAUGUAAAGAUGUAGCUCCAAAUGUGAACCUUCCAUUAGUGUGUUCAAAACUGGUAUCAGUUGGCUAUUAUUCCGGUGUAGUGGAUCUAUGUGUUACUUGCGCUAGUAAACUUGACCCUCAAGACAAAGCAUUAUAUUACUAUAAGAGCGAUCAACCCUCGCAAGAUAGGGAAGGACAUUUAACUUAUUACAGAAGAAUGGAGAUAUACCGCGAAGUCUGCAACGCCUUAGAUCGUCUGUACGAUCGUAGUACAGAGGCCACCGCUAACGGAUCUACGGCGUCUUCGGACGCCUUACAUACACUUUCGCCCGCUGAUGCCAAUUAUCAGGGAAGAAAACUAGUUUGGGAUUGUCUGUGUCGAGACGAUGAAUUGCUGCACGUGGCUGUUUAUGAAUGGCUCGUUUCAAAGAACUUGGGUGCAGAGCUGCUGUCGCUGAGCGGCGCGCCGCCCGCGUCGCUACGCACGUACCUGUCAGCAGCAGCGCGCCAGGCGCCCGCCCGCGCCGCGCUGCACCUGCUGGACCUGCUGUGGAAGGUGCUGGAGAAGGCGGGCGACCACCUCGCCGCCGCGCAUGUGCUCGAGGGGCUCGCCACCAAGCCCGGAACGGGCGCGACUUUGUCUCAGCGCAUGUCGUGGGUGUCGGCGGGCGUGGUGUGCGUGCGAGGUGCGGGCGCGCGCGCUGCCGGCGGCGCGGAGCUCCUGCGGCGGCUGGAGGAGGCGGCGGAGGUGGCGCGCGUGCAGGCCGCCGUGCGCGCCGCGCUCGCCGCCGGGCCCAGCGCGCCCGCGCCGCACCUGCUGCAGCGCCUCGACGACGAGCUGCUGGAGAUCACGCAGCUGUACGAGGAGUACGCGGAUCGUUAUAAUCUGUGGGAGUGUAAGCUGGCGAUCGUUCAGUGUUCGGGUCAUAAUGAUGCGCUACUGGUCGAGAACAUCUGGAGCAACAUACUGGCGGAGGCCGAAGCCGCAGCGCGUAAUCUGCCUACUCCUGAUGAGAGACUCUCGUCUGUUCUUUCUAAACUAACUACCUUAGGACGGGAGUACGUCAACACUGGCCACUGUUUUCCGUUAUAUUUCAUUGUUCGCCAGUUAGAAAUAUUGAGCUGUAAAUUGCAAGCUGAGAAAAGCAUGGUGUUUAGAGCUAUACUAAAUAUUGGCGUUUCGCUGGAGCAGGUUCUGGAUAUAUAUAUAAAGUUGGUGAGCGUGAACGAACGCGUGUGGCUGGGCUGCGGGGACGAGUCGCACGUGUGCGCAUGCGCCGCGCUGCUGCUGGCCGCCGCGCGCUCCGAGCUGGCGCCGCUGCCGCCCGCGCCGCGCCGCCGGGCGCUCGCGCGCUGCAAGGACCUUCAUGAAGCCGCGCUCUCAGCGCUGCAGAGUCGACCAAACACUCAACUGCUUAUCGAUAAGCUAACUGUGGCGCAGGCGCAUUUGGAUCGUAUGGAUUAAUUGUAUUUUUUACUUCCUGAUUGUAUGGCUAAGCAAUUAUUAUAUAAAAUAGAGAAGUCAUUAGCAAAAUCAUUUUAGAAAACACUCCAUGUAACAUAAUACGCAAUUUUAUUGGAUUUCAAAAAUAAAAAACUUGACAUAAAUAAUUUACAUAUAUUGUUAAAUACCAUUGCAGUACAUCAUAAAAAUUAAUAUUUUUGUAUCAAAUAUUUUACAUAAUGAUAAAUUACCAGAAUUACAUGUACUACUGAUUUUCGCGAUGGCAGUGACUGAUAAAUUAAUCACUUAAUUUAAAAAUAUUCUCAUAUUCCUUAGUUUAAGUGCUAUAUACAUUCAAUGCAUCGCUAUAUUUACUUACUACUAAUUAUGUGCACGUACAAGAUAAAAAGCCAAUAGUGUUGUGAUUCUGCCAGGCAGAACACUGUGAUUUCUAUUUUUGUAAAUAAAUUAUCACCCAAUCAAAA
This is a messenger RNA of Melitaea cinxia (Glanville fritillary), 4442 nucleotides long. RefSeq names its product nuclear pore complex protein Nup154 (gene Nup154). The record is from RefSeq and is a predicted model, not a curated record. Gene Ontology annotation, cellular component: nuclear pore; nuclear pore inner ring. The coding region runs from base 1 to 3978 and encodes 1325 amino acids. Gene Ontology annotation, molecular function: protein binding; structural constituent of nuclear pore. Lineage: Eukaryota; Metazoa; Arthropoda; Insecta; Lepidoptera; Nymphalidae. Gene Ontology annotation, biological process: protein import into nucleus; transcription-dependent tethering of RNA polymerase II gene DNA at nuclear periphery; protein localization to nuclear inner membrane. The transcript has 24 exons.